Molecule: messenger RNA, 12758 nt
Organism: Xyrichtys novacula (pearly razorfish)
Lineage: Eukaryota; Metazoa; Chordata; Actinopteri; Labriformes; Labridae
Source: the annotation of a GenBank genome assembly
AUGGACCCUGUGAUCCCACCGGGCCCCGGCUCCAGGACCGGGACCAGGACCAGGACCAGGAUGGAGCCCAGAACCUCAGCCAGCAGGCGCAUGCUUGCUGUGAUGCUGCUGGUGACCGGCAUGCUGGUUUCCAUGGUGACAUCGAGCUCACCCGCUGCAGGUGAGCUGAGAUCUCAAAGGGAGAGUCCUCAAGUGUUCAAAGGAGAGGUCAGGGUCAAGGUUCUAGCUAAUCCUCAGUCUGACACUGUGGAUCUGAGGAUCUGAGGAUCUCUGGGUAAUGUAGGAUCAGAGGGUUGGUCUACAGGUUCUUCCACCUCCAUUUUAUUUCUUAAUAAAAACAGCAAAAACUUCAACGGUAAGCCCUCCAAUGUUCAGCCAAUCACAGUGUGAAGCUCCAUCAUUGGAAUCUACAGUCUCUUAUACUGUAUCAAGUUCCUGGCAGGUGCAGGAUCUGACCACCUGGGCACACCUGGAACCUACAAUAAAACUGUGAGCUUAUGCUGCGUUCCAGUUGUACUCAGAAGUCGGGAUUUCCAAGCUCCGAGGUUGGAAAUUCAUCUGGAACGCCCCCCUGAAGUCAGAUUUCUAACUCGGGGAGUCAGACGAUCCUCACCAACCCCAACUUGACGACAACGUCAUUAUUCAAGAUGGCAGCGCAAUGCAUUAACAGUAAAGAGUAACAGUGAAAGCUCUCCUGGUGUAUUAUAAGAUAGCACUUCUGUUUUGUUUUUGAGAAAUUUAAAAAGUGGUUUACGUUGUACUGCACAACGACUAACUAUAAACAGGAAGCUAUGGUGUUUGUAAGAGUAAAAUACUGUCUUAUGCGUUGUUUAAAACUGGUAAAGCUAACAACGGCUAACGACAGCUGACAAUUGUUCACAACAGCUAACAGUAGACUUCCUUCUUGAGGGUUUACUGGAACGCUGUCACUCGGGUGUAACGUCAUUUCCAGCUCCAACAUCUGAUUUCCGAGGUAACUGGAACGCAGCAUUAGCCCCGCCCCGCUUUCCUCUAACAACAUCAUGUCCUCCUGCAGCCUGCCAUAUCUGUCAGUCAAAUUCAGGUCUCAGUGGUGAUCUAAUCUGACACAGUGACCGCCAUAACAGACAGGUCAUAUCGUGACCUCAGUGUGAACCUCAGAGCGUCCACUUACUUUUGGACACAGAGUGUCUCUCCUGGACAGUUGGACUAAAACUGUUCGUCUUCUCAUAGAUAUUUAUUUUCUUCAGUUUCACAAUCUAAAGGGGGCUACUGUGUCACUGACCUUUGACCUCAGAGUUAUCUGGAUGAACAGGAAUGUCCUUAUAAGGAUGUGUGAUGUCUUUAAGUGAGACAGGAAUAAAUCUGAGUCUCCAUCCUCCCACUGACACUGAAUCACACGUAUAUACACUCACGCACACACACGCAAACACACACUGUUAUCUUAGCGAGGAUCAUGGUGUUUAUUCUGAGCGGAGUGAAACAGAGCAAACAGCAGCAUGUUACUGAAAAAAAGAUGAUGAGUACACUGAUCUGAUUAAAUACAUCUGAUUUAUGACAUUAUAUCAAACAAAGAGGUGAAGCUUGGAAAAGUGUAAUCAGAGACCAUCAGACAGAGGAAACGGUGGAGGUCUGUUUCACAUCGAUCAGCCUGUUUUAAUUAAUGUCCCGGUUUUUAUUUUGAAAGAGUCUUUUGUCCUUGCUUUAUUCUGAAAGAGGAAAGAAGGAGGGAAGGAGGACGAGGAAAGAAGGAAUCAUUUCAGGAUUAUUCCUCACUUCCAUCUAACACGACUUUAGACUGGGCAUGCUCAAAAGCUUUUAACACUGCAUGACAGAACCUGCAUCCAAAUGGACUUAAAAGAUUUUGUGGCUCAUACUGAUCCUUUUUUUUCUUGUCUAGAUCUUUGUUUGAGUUGUUCUAUCUAUCUAUCUAUCGAUCUAUCUAUCUAUCUAUCCAUCUAUCUAUCUACCUAUCUAUCUAUCUAUCUAUCUAUCCUUUCUCUCUUCCUCUCUCUCACCCUUUCUUUGAGGGCGUCUCCUCUUGGAUGCUGAUGAUUCGUUUCUGUUCGGCACGUGACGCUGCCGCAAAGCACUGCGUCACCACGGCAACCGGGCACCAGAUGAGAGAAAGCGAGAGAGAGAGCGAGAGAGAGAGAGGGAGAAAGAGAGAAAAUGUUAGACAUGACACAAAGACAAACAGGUUCAGAUGUACCGCAGGGGAAAAACAGGCUGUUGUAAUAAAUAUAGCACUAAACGGAGCAGCAAGAGAAUUUAAAUGCUUAUAAAAUUUAAUCUAGAUACAGGAACAGGAAAAAAUAAUGUUUUUUAAUCAAUUUUAUAUGAAAACACAUUUAUACUUACAGAUAAAUCUCUUGAAGCUCAUCUUAAAUUCCUUGUUUUUUCCUCUGAAUCUGAUGGUUCAGUAAAUUUCCCACUCUUAGCUGUAUGAUUGAUACCAUGUCCUCAGAUCUGUUAGCAUAGCAUAGCAUAGAAUAGAAUAGAAUAGAAUAAAACAUCUUCACUGUCAGUGCACCAGAUUCAGCGAAGUCUUUGUCUGCUGCUCUCAGUUGUGCAGCAUUAAUAGCUACAGAGAAAGAGGAAACAAUGAUGCAACACAGUAAUAAAUAGAUAUGAGGAUAUAUUUGAAUAAAAACAGGAAAACAGCAGCAUAACAUAAAGACUGAGAACAGAAGGGAACAGCUGUGCUUUUCAGUCUAAGGGUAACAUCAGCAACUCACUGAUGAACAGGCCACAUUUAUGAGUUUCCCUCUCCUGUGCACACCAAGUAAUCAAUAAUCAAUCAAAACUGAAUGUUAAAGCAGCGUGACUCCCCUGUAGAUGAGGGAACAACUCCCCGGUGAACCCUGAGCAAAAGUCAGGACUAUCAUGCUGUGUGUCAGAGACUCUCACUUAGAUCAGGACGAUCAGGUGUUUCAGGAAAACUUAAGUGUAUCAAUAUAAACAUGUUGGUAAAAAUAUUUUGUGUUUAUCAGGUUUUUUUAUUCGUCACAACUUUCACAUUUGUGAGGUUUUCAGGUCUGUCAGAACUUUAAUGUUCAUCAGGACUCUCAUGUUUCAAGAAAGUCAUGCUUGUCAGGACUCAAGUGUCAGUGAGCUCUCCGUGUCUGUAGGACUUUCUUGAUUGCAAAAGUCCAUGUUUGUCAGGACUCUGACUUUUGCCAAGACUCUACUGAUUGGAAAAACUAAUGUUUGUCAGGACUGCAGCUUGUCAGGACUCUGGGGCUUGUGCUGCGUUCCAGUUACUUCAGAAGUCAGAUGUCGGAGCUGGGAAUGACAUUAAACCAGAGUUGACUACGUUCCAGUUAACAACUCGGAAAACCAAGAUGGACGCCUACAGUUACCCUUUGUUAGCCAUGGUUUACAAUUGUCAGCUGUUGUCAGCCUUUGUUAGCUGUUGUCAGAGGUUGUUAGUUGUUGUUAGCGAUACCAAUUGUAAACAACGAACAACGCAGUAUUUUACUCUUCGGAACACCUUAGCACCGUGUUCACAGUUAGACGUUGGGCAGUACAACAUAAACCACUUUGUUAAUUUCACAAAAACAAAACGGAAGUGGUAAUAAAUAAUACAUUACGAGAGCUUUUGCUAUUACUCUUUACUGUUGAUGUGCUGUGCUGCCAUCUUGAAUUAUGACGUUGUCGUCAAGUCGCGGUUGGCGAGGAUCGUUCAACUUUUCGAGUCAGAAAUCUGACUUCCGAGGGGGGCGUUCCUGAUGAAUCUCCGACUCGUAGCUCGGAAAUCCCGACUUCCAAGUACAACUGGAACGUAGCAUCACAGCCUGGUGAUUUAACCCCCUCUUUGUCUUUUUUCAGGUUUGCUGGACGUCAACAGGACAAAAGAGUCUUUGUCACGUUCUUCAUCAUCUCAACCUUCCUCCUCUUCCAUCUCCUCUCCUCCUUCCCGACCAUUGGCUCCUAGUGUGCCCUCAGACUCUGGUUACCAUGGUAACAUCGGCGGGGCAGGCUCGGCCGAGGACUCGGACUCUGGUGCUCAGGGGAUUCACCUCCUGCUGAGACCCCCAGACCUCUUGUCCCCCAGCCUCCCUCCACCUCUCCCUCCACACACUCAGCCUACCCUCACCCCUCCUCCUCCAUGGGAGCAGGGCCCCUCUUUGGAAGAGGCAUGGGGCUCUGGAGACUACCUGGAGACUCUUUCCUUUAUGGUGCCUGAUGGGGAGGAGCUGGCCCUGGCCACACCCCUGCCCAACCACCCCUAUGAUGAGGAUGACGGGGGAGACUGGGUCUCCUAUGACACCACCUUCCCUGCUCGUCCCACACUCCCUCUCUCCUCCCGCCUUCCCCUCUCACCCUCUUCCUCCACCCCUGGAAUCCCCAUGCACACUCGCCCGACACAUCCAGAUGUCUUCCCCACCUGGGACGAGGACUAUGACCUGGAGGACAUGGUGCCUCUGGAGCCAACAGAGCUGCUUCUGCCAGACAUGAACAGCCUGGAGUACUACACCAAUCUGCUCGCCCGGGAGAGGGAGAGAGAGAGGGAGAGGGAGAGGGAGAGGGAGAGGGAGAGGGAGAGAGAAAGGGAGAGAGAAAGGGAGAGGGACCGGGUCAACCAGACAGUGUUCAAACCCCCUAUCAUCCCCACGGUAACCCAAACCCCAAGUGUCCUUCCGACUCCGCACCCAAGCUCUGGUCCUCCUCAGGAGCCAAAGCGCCCUGAGAUGUGGCCCACCCCUCCCCUCACCCUCUCACCCACACUCACAGUUGAGGAGAAGCCACGCCCACCAUCAACCACACUGAGGACUCCCUCUGCACCUUCCCCUCCUGCACCAAAACCCAAAGACCACACCCCGACCCCAGGUAGACACCCUUUGCGUCCACCUUCAAACACCACCAGUCGGGUGCCUCCACCUCCCCCUCUAGGACCCCCGACCCGCCCCGACAGACCGGAGAGGCCUCCAGUAAUUGUAGAGAAGCCAGGAAUGACUCCACCCACCCGGACAACCACCAAAGCCACCACCACCCAGAUCACUGCCAUCAGCCUCACCAGAGCGCCCCCAGUCACCACACCUAAAGUGGCCCAGACUCCGCCCACCAGGCAGUACUUGUGUAACGUCACCAGGCCUGAGUUGUACCUGGUCAGAGUAGGUGAGGCUGGAUGGUCAUGUGACAGGAACAGGAAGUGCUAGUGUUUGGCAGUCAGCUGAUCUAUGUCUGUUUGUGUCCUGCAGUCAGUUCCAGAGGUUCACCUGCAGGGUUCAGUCAGGUGAGAGACCUCCUGAAGAGAGAGUUCAACCGCUCAGUGGAGCUACAGGUAGACACACCUUUACACACCUUAACACACCUUUUCACACUUGUACCUUGACACAGCUCACUGUAAGAUGUUACAUUGUGAAAUGAUGACCUUAAAUCACUUUAACAUGUUAUGAGUCACAUUUGAAGGUUCACUUGAAGGCAUGGUUGACGAUCUGAGAAGCAGUUGAAAAAACUGAGCCGUUGAGGCAGAUUUGAAAAAAGCGUCCCACCCCCCACACACAAACCUCUCCCCUCUGUGCUCCACGAUAACUGCCCUCUGAACCUGUAUCGCCCUCCCCAUGACACACCCCCUCUGGCAGAGCAAGAAGCCGGCCGGCAGAAGAUCCUAGGCUAGCUUCAAAUAGGAUACACCAUGUCGGAUUGCUGGUGACUAGCAGCAAUAAACGCCAGCUCUGCUAGCGAGCACUGUCUACAGCUGCCUGGACAGCUACCGUAUUGAUAUAGCUUGAUGCUUGAAGGAUGACCCAAUCUUUAUCCGAGUUAGAUUCCUCCCUUGGUCACAUUUCCUCUCCGUCUCCGCCCUUUCUUCUGUUGGCUUGCGUUUUCUUGGCACUAUUGACGGUGGGGCAAGCAGAAGUGUCUUUUUCCAUCCUUCUCCAUCACAGCUCCUGUAGCUAUGCUGCUAUGCCACUCAGAGCUCCCAGGAGGGCCGGGAGAGUGGGAGGGGACAAGUCAGAACAAAGGGAGAGGGGUGUGUCGAAUACAGCGAGGUGAUUGGAUGGAGAGGCGGAGCAGGAGAUUGACCAAUAAGAGCUGUCCGGGAUGGAUGGCUCCCAUUGGACAAUGUUUUGGCAGCCCAGCCAACAGAUUUUUUAAAUCCUUAUUUCUCUUCACUUUGUGGAGAUCGCACUAUAGGAGCAUGAUCGCCAUAUAAAUGAGGUUCAUGAUAAUUACCAAUCUCUUCGAUCUUCAACCAUGCCCUUAAGACCCAUCUUGAUGAUGUCAUGUGAUUGACAGCUUUUUGUCACCUGUCUGUCUCCUCAUCAGUUCCUGAGAACGCCGUCCAGUUUUGCCUUUCGUGUCGUGUCAGGACCUCUGAUCUACACUGCCAUGUCUGUCAUCAAUGCCCUCCGCACACCACCGCGCGGCACCGGCCCAAUCCCCACCGUGUCUCCUCUUUACACCAUACCUGACCUCAGGUACCAGGUGCACUCCGUGCUGCAGUUUGUCCCCGCCCAUGUCGACGUCAGAAUCUGUAACUUUAGCGAGCGGGUGGAAAGAGGCCUGAUGAUGGCAUACAUCGAGACUCGGAAACGGUCACAUGAGAUGGGGAAUAUCAGCGUACAGGUGAGUCUUCUUCCUGUUUAUAUUUUGAAUGAGGUCAUCCUCCACAAAACAUGAAAACAUCUAAAGGUACAAUAACUGAACUCAGUCAGCGUUCAGAUCCAGAAGUCUCCUGUGUUCAUCUGCUGCAGCUGUUAAACGUCACCAUGAGUGUGACCCACGCUAACACAGAGAAGAAGGUUCCAGUCGAUGUCACCUUUGCAGUGCGGGAUGGGCGGGACUAUCUUCUGGGGUCAGAGGUCAGCGAACACCUGAGGAAGCUUAGCCUGGUGGAGUUCAGCUUCUACGUGGGAUUUCCUGCCAUACAGAUAGCAGAACGUACGCUGCACACACGCACACACACACGCACACACACACGCACACACACAGUUAUAAUGGCAUUGUGACUCUGUUCUGAGAGCUCUCUGUCCUUCAAGAUGACCUGCCUGAACUAGCACCAUGCUUACUUCCAUAAACUUAUGCUAAAUAUAUAAAUAAAUAGGUCUCAUCUGUAACAUGUGUUUGUAUUUGUCUUCACAGCAUUUCACUACCCUGAGCUGAACACGUCUCAUCACCUACGCUCCACCUGGGUCCGUACAGGUGAGAACACGUCCACUCUGUUUUUUAUUGCUAAAUGUGACCAUCUGUGAAUCAAUCAAUUCAACCACCGGAGAUUACUCUAUGUUUGUGUGUGUACACAGUCCUGUUAGGGGUUCAGGAGCAGCUGGUGGCUGAGAGAAGUUUCAAAGCUCGUCUGGAGAGACGUCUGGCUCUGCUGCUAGAGGAAGGUCUGCAGGGAGCCGGCAGGAGGCGCUGGAGGAGAGCUACAGCUGUUGGAAACAACAGUCUGCAGGUACGCACAAACACAGACACACACAUAGCACUGUUGGUGGAUACAUGCACGUGUCAUACAUGCACGUCAUACAGGUGAAUAAAAACAACAUGCGGGUAAAUAAACACACAGGUAUAUUUGGUGUUUUAAUUGGAAGUAGUGCAGAAACAACAUCAAAUUAUAUUGUGUCAUGAUGUUGCAAAGGUUUUCAGGCCAGUUUAGCAGCAGGACUCUUCUACUACAGAGCCAUGCUGUUGUAAUCUCUGCAGAAUGUGGUUUAUCAUUGUCUUUGUCUGGCUGGCAUAUGAAGACAGUUGGCAAUUCUGUUUAUAAUCAACAUUUUGGAAAUGGGGUUGUUGUUGAGAGAACUUCAUGUCACUGUUUUAUUCUGUCUGGUUCCUCACUCUGGACUGUGAAAUUGUUGUGUCUCAGGUGGUCAGAGUGUCGAGGAUGUCUGGUCCAGAGCGCCUCCUUGAGGUCUUUUAUUUCGUGGAGGGUCCAGGUGGCGAGCGUAUUCCUGCAGAGGUCACAGCAGCCACCUUGAACCGUGUAGAUCUUCAGAGAGCCGCCAUCGUGCUUGGACAUCGUGUUCAGAGACCGCUCGCCCAACGUGAGUCCAGACCUCAAUCCACACUGACCCACACAAAGCACCCCCCCACUAUUCACUUAUGUCACCUUACCUGUCUUAUCUGUCCAUCUGCAGCGGUGGAGACCCUGUCCGUCCCCCCUGCAGAGACUCAGAGCAGCAGUAUCUGGCUGAUUGUUGGCGUGGUUGUCCCUGUCCUUCUGGCUGUCUUCAUCAUCAUCAUCCUCUACUGGAAGCUGUGCGGCUCAGAGAAGCUGGAAUUCCAGCCAGACGCCAUCAACACCAUCCAGCAGAGGCAGAAGGUUAGAGGUUAACAGGAAGUGUGUUGUAUGUCCUGUUGUUGAGGUUUUGACAGCUGACCUGUGUCCUCUCUCAGCUUCAGGCUCCCAGCGUGAAAGGCUUCGACUUCGCCAAGCUCCACCUCGGUCAGCACAGCAAAGACGACAUCAUGGUGAUCCAGGAGCCCGGCCCAUUGCCUGCCCCCGUCAAAGAGGCCACGCCCUCUGAUGGCGGGGACCUCAACACCCCCAAAUCUAAAGGCUCGUCCACCAAGGCAGUACGGUCCAGCCGCCGCAGGGGCAGGUAGGGCUCCCACCUGAAGAUCCCACUUUCCGUUUCAGUAUCUGUUCAGUUUUUUCUGUUAAGAUUUGUACUCUUUGUGUUUACAUUGUUUUUUAUUCUGUUGCCUCCAAACAGUAAAUCUUUUCUAUGUAUGCAUGAGCCAAUUCUGUAAAGUAUCAGACUCUAGGGUGCCUCUGUUGACUUAGCCGUCUUAGUGCCCACCCCAUGUGAGAGAUAAGAAUGAUAUCUGGAUCCAGUAGACAUGAACCUUCUGCACCUUUCUUUUCUAAAUACUCAAUCUUACCAAUUGACAAACUCAGUGUCUAUCACUCUCAACAAGACCUUCCUGACUCCCUCUGAAACGUUUUUACCUUUUCAUCUGGCCUUCACCCGUACUCAACAGGACAAAAUGGUCAUCUUAAGUUUCCUUUCUGUCGAACUUCUUGUCACUUGUCACUUUUAGAGGACCGGAACAUUGGAAUGAUCUGGAUGUAUCUUAAACACGUCAUUAUCUGUUAUGUUCAUAUUUCUUUUCUUUUUAUGUAUACUUAUAUCAUCUCCAUCUCUGGUUGGGCUGGUUAAUGAUUAGUCUAUGUCCUAUUUAUGACAAUUUCAUAUCUUUUGACCUUUCCCUACUCAUAUAUAUUUAUAACCUGUCUAUGUCCUAAUUACUUGGUUGUUUGUACCCUACGCCUUCACUGCCCUGACAGGAGUGGAACUCUGUAUAAACCUCUCGACUUCAUUCCCUCCUUGCACUGUUUUUUAAUCUGUGCUAAAUAAAUAAAUAGAAAAAUAAAAUAGAAAAAAUGUACAGAGGCUAUAGUCCUUGCUGCAGUAAUGACUAAUUUGACUCGUUGCUUCAUUUCUUUCACACUCUCUACUCCUCACACUUCCCAUCUCUCCUCAGCUGUCCUAUCUGACAAAAACAAAAACACCCUAAAAUAAAAUUCUAAAAAUAGGACCAAAAAAAAAAAGGAUCAGAAAUGACCACGACUUUCCAAACUUUGAAAUCAACCUGAUUAUCUGAAUUCAGGCUCAGCCCCUCAGACGGUGACUCGAUGGGAAGCGACCAAUCGAGUGGUAGAGAAUCAGCAGAAGAAAGCACCCGACCCGUGGCCACGCCCAGUGAGGGUAAACAGCACAGGAAGACACCCAAAAAUGGUGAGAGAUGCUUUGACGUCAUCACCUGGACUUAUUGGUCGAUUAUAUGUGUGUUUCUGUGAAACAGUUGUACUCUAAACACUGCUGUUUUCUUUUCCCUGAUCCUGGACUGAAGGGAGGAGCAAGAUGGGUGAGUUUACACAUUCAAAAUAUUUAUUUAAUCAAUAUUUUGUUUUGAUUUCUGAUGAAGCCAUGUUGUCAGGCUGGUGCAGAAUCAGCCUGUGUGUUGUGGGCAGAGCUUGACCUUUAUCAGAUGCACAUACUCAUUAUGUGACCUUAUUUAACCUCUGACCUCUGUCAGGGAGCGGUCCGGAUGAGCUUCUCUCCUCGUCCUCUAUCUUUGACCAUGUUGAUCGGUUGUCUCGUGGCUCAUCCGAUGGCACUCGUCGCCAGGCCAACAAGGUGCAGCUGAUCGCCAUGCAGCCCCGACCAAGCCCCCCUCACGUGCCUCCACAGCAAAGCCCCACCCUCACGGAGAAGGUGAACACUGAGGUGAGCGGCCACGACAAACAAACAAACAAACACUCCUCACUACUAGUCUCAUUCCUGUCUGACAUCAUCAAACACUCACCUGCAGGUGGCGCUGAGACACAAAUCAGAGAUUGAGCACCACAGGAACAAACUCCGACAGCGUGCGAAGAGGCGGGGCCAAUGCGAGUUUCCCUCUAUGGAUGACAUCAUGGAUGCGUUUGGUGACGGACCAGUACAGAGUGAGGUGGCACAGCGUCUCUAUAGCUCCGCCCACGACCAUAUGGACUGCAUCCUGCAGGCAGAAGCCGCCUCACCUCCCACCCCCACUGACUCCAGGAAGAGGUCAGAGUCAAACAUCUUAAGUGGUCUACCAUCUUCUCUAACACCUUGUUUGACCUUUUUUUUCUUUCCUAUUGAAGAAGUCAAAGUCUGUCAUCAUCAUACAGAUUAACAUCAGACACUCUGAGUCACAAUUUAUCUUAGUUUACAGAAGAAUUAUUGCAAGAAGCACUCGAUACCUUCAACAUUGUUGGCCACUGACAUGAUUAAACACCUGGAGAUCAGGAUGAAUUAUGACCCUUUCUGCAUCUCAUACAUUCAACAUCAGAAUCACCAUGGAAUACAGCGUCUUUAAUUAUGUCUCGGUCUGUUCAGAGGGAGGCGCUCUCCUCGAAGUCGACGAACUCAGCAAGGACCUGGAAGUCUCCCUGACACAGACAGAGACCGACUCCUCACGGAUCAGAGUGCCACCUACAGGAAAUACCCAGGACUCAACAACGUAGCCUACAUGGUGAGACGCCGAUUGUUGUUCCUCUAAAAACCCUCAAGGUGAAUAGGGGCUGUAAGAAGACGAAUAAUGUAAGAAAUGUUGAACUUAAAAUAUGUUCAAGAGAAUAAAGUUCAAGUCAAAGAAACAGUUUUUUUAAUUUCAAAGGCAAUGCCAAUGCCAUAUAAAACUUGUCAAAAUAAACAUGACUUGGUUAUGAUAAAAAAACUGAAUUGGGAACAGGACUGGUCAGUAAUAGUCUAUAUAAAAGCUGCUAAAUCAUUGUAAACUAGAGGACCCAGUACAGACCCCUGUGGAACACCCUCUCGUUAAAAAGUGUCAUCGAAGGAUUCAAUGUGACUCAAAACUCUUUUUUUCUCUCACAGUCGGAUCCAGAUCUACCCCCUGACCAUGGCAGCCCCUCCCCAACUGAUGAGGUGUUUGACCCCGCCCCGCCUCCGCCCCCUUACAUGCCCCCUCAGCCCUCCAUUGAGGAGGCACGGCAGCAGAUGCACUCCCUUCUGGAUGAUGCCUUUGCCCUGGUGUCGCCGUCCUCGCAGGGCAGCGCCGGGGUGAGCGGGGUAAGCCCUGCCCUGCCUAGCCCUUCCCCCCAGUCCCGCCCUCCUGGCAGGCAGUGGGGCUCUUACCCAGCAGCCCCCUCUCACAGCCCUUUUUCUGCAGUGAGUGUGUCGACCUGCAGCUGAGGCCUUUUCUUUUACCGUUAAGUUUUAUUCAAGUUUUGUUUCUUGUCUUUCUGCAGAGAUACGCAGAGUUGGGGAUGUCUCCUACAUCAGUCCAAAGCCUGCUGCAGAGGUCAGAGUCAGAACUUUUAAACCAGGUUCCUAUAUGUAGUCUGGACCAGAACCAGCACUGACUCUCUGUGUGAUCUAUUCAGGCAGGGCCUGAGCUCAGGAGGGUAUGUGUCCACUGGAGACCAGCUUCAGGAUUCUGUCUACUCCAGCAGAGCGCAGUAUGAGGAUCCCCCCUCUUCAUCCAGACCUCGACCUGUAGGGGGCAGCACAGGUACAGACAGACUUUAGUGGUAUUUUGUCGCGGUGGUUUCAGUUUUCGAUUUUGUGGUAGCCAGCUUACUGCUCUUGUUUUGAUCACCCUUGUUGACUGAAUUUCCUGACUUCCAGGGGCUCAGCUCCACCACUUGACCCAGGUGGGUUUGUCAAGUCAGAUCGGUGCAUACCCAGGGGUGGGUCGCAGCAUGUCAGGUCCAACUGGCUCCAGCUGGAAUCAACAGCACUCAGACCAGGACCUGGUCAGACCAGGAGCCAGCAGAGAAAGUGUGAGUCCUUCGUGAGGAGAAACGAUAUUGUGAUAGCUAAUAGCUAUUGACUGAUACUAAAAGCUUUUUUGUAUUUACACCACAAAAAAAGAUGCCUCUUUAACAGAUUCCUGCCUACCCGACCUUGAAACUAUGUGCUUCUUUCCAUCCAUCAGUGUAUAGUAACGUCUGUGGUAGAUUUGGCACAGGUCAUACCAGUCCAGACCCGAGUCAGUUUAUGUCAUCUGUUCUCUCCAGACCUCACCUGUCUAAUGUUCAGACCAGAUCAACCAGUCAGUCAGAGUGAACCAGAACUAACUGACCAUGUCUUUCUACCCUUCUGUCCUUACAGGUGCUGUCGUUCCCUGAGUUCUCCUCUUCCUCUGUUUUCCAGAUGCCCAGCUCCUCGUUGCGGGACCCACAGGCUCCGCCUCUCCUCUUGACAUCACCAACCCCAGAGUAUCCACCUGAGGAUGCCUCACCCUCAGCCCACACUUCCGCCUCCCUCAUAAAGGCCAUCAGGGAGGAGCUUCGACGUCUAGCCCAGAAACAGGCUGCGGUGACCAGCUACCCUUAG